Messenger RNA from Macrobrachium nipponense, 2747 nucleotides. RefSeq lists its product as uncharacterized. Gene Ontology annotation, molecular function: protein binding. The transcript is spliced from 9 exons. Lineage: Eukaryota; Metazoa; Arthropoda; Malacostraca; Decapoda; Palaemonidae. The record is from RefSeq and is a predicted model, not a curated record. The coding region runs from base 536 to 2278 and encodes 580 amino acids.
GCCCUAGACCAGACACAGACACACACACACACACACAACCUCAGUUUCAGUAUCAACUUUGCCGGGACAAGGAGAGGGCGGGAGAAGUAGAAGACGAAAGGAACUUGAAGAACCACUCGAAUUGUAAAGACAAAGAAAAGGAUCACUUGAUUUUAUCGGAGAAAAUGUUUUGUAAUCUUUCCUAAGUGUCAGGAUUAUUCUUAGCUGGUGUUAGUGUUGUUUGUGGAUUUGUAAACAAUCAAAACCACUAUUUGAUCGAAUUUGCUUGUGAUCUGGCUUUCAGAAGAUAAUUAUAUUGUCCGCCAGCCCUCUCAGACGACACAGUUGCAAAGUAUUUGUUUCUUUACUGAGCGAAGUACCUGUUAAACAAAAUUUACAUAUAUUAAAUUACUUUUAUAAUGACGUGACAGCACAGUACCUUUAGGCGAGGCGCGAUUUUCUUUGAAGAUUAAACAUUCAAGACAUUUAGAAUUAAAAAGAUCUAGUCACUGAUCGAUCAUUUUGGACUGACGCUGUUACCUGACCCGAAUCUACGAUGAGAUUAACGGACCUGGUGUGGGCCGUUACCGCCGUCGUGGGCGUGAGCUGUAUAUUCGCCCAGGGAAAAGAUAGGGGACAUUUUGCCGAGAGAAGACGUCUUCAUUUUGAUGCAAAUCCAAAGCACAUUCCACUAGGGAGGCGAGACCGCCUGUCAUACGACCACAUCCAGAGCGGGCUUGACACGCCGAACGAGAUCCUUAUCACGACGUACGAAGGAUCAAGCAGGUACAAGUCAAAGAGGCCAGGAUCUCACAAGACUUCAUCCUUUUCUUCCUCCGUCAAGGAUUCAUCUCCCACUCAUAUUUCCUUAGAGCCGUUGAAACCUCUUUCACACUCGACUGCAAGCAUCAAUAGUUAUCCGACAAAGGGAACCGCGCGUCCCUCUUCCUCUAGAAUCUCACCGUCAAAAGUCAAGCACAAGCAUUCUCCUCACUCGACCACUUUCCGAAGUUUCGACAGUUUCCUAAACUCGUUAGGAACCUCUUUCAAGAUUGCUGACGAUGUACACGCUAUAAGAGCGCGGUCAGAUGUUGCGAGAAGUGGUUCCGGACGAGCCGGACAACCUGGCCUUCCAGCAUUUGGCUAUUUGAAUGAUCAGCAAACCUCCCAAGACUUGUAUGAGUCUAACGCUCUGGGUAUCGACGUCUUCGAGCAAGAUAAGGCUACUCUUCUUAACAUGCCAGAAAGAUGCUGUGGAAGUAAGGUUCCGAUAGAUGCUGACAGCGCAAAAGCUACUGGAAGAUUUGACAGGGUUGCUGCUGCGGGAUCGAUCAAGGUUGUUGAGGUCCCCGAAGAAAACUCAGAUCUACUUCCCCCUUCUGCUGUGAGGGACUUGAAGAUCUCAUUGACAGGCCCAAGGACCAUAAUGUUAACUUGGACUACCCCUGGGGAUGACCUAGAUUCUGGAAAAGUGUCUCGUUACAUCAUCCGUCUCUCUGACACUCGCUACGACCUUCGGGAAAGGCGGUUCGACCAAGCCUCCUCGUACACCGAGCUCGAUCUCGAUGACUUGUUCGAAGCCUCUGGAGUCUACCAAGAAGCCGGGACUAAGGUCAAGGUGACCGUUAACGUCGAGGAGAAGGUUCCUGGAGGCUUAAAUCCAGGGCAACAGUAUUACUUGGCUUUUAGGAGUCUCGAUGACUUCAAUAAUACAAGUCCAGUGUCGAACGUUGCUACGUUCACGCUGCCCAAACCACCUGCAACUACAACAACUACCACCACCACUACAACCACCGUCACUCCACCAACAUCAGUUGUUACAACAACGACCACUCACCCACCUACGACCAGCAAGGAGACCUUCAGAGACGAAAGAACAACAGAGGAAUACAAAAGCGUAUUUGAGACAUCCAGCGGUGAAACAGAGCACACCAACCAGAUCAUAGCAACGUUGGAAGGACACAUCGCCUCCGGCCCUCCAGAAGACGAACCUCGCAAACGAAGAAAAGAAAGGAAGAAGACUAAGGGAAGGAAGAACAGGAGGAGGAAGACGAAAGGGAAGAGAGUCAGGACUGAAGAACAGGAAGUGGAGACAUUCGAUUCAUACAAAUACCCACCAGGAUGCCUCAGCGACGACGGUCGCAGCGUGGGAGACGGGAAACUCUGCGACGCGAUUUCAUCUCUGCUGACGGUCAUCGACUACUUUGAACAGACAAGGGAAUAUAAACAUCUGGACUACCUGUCUGCAAUCCUCGUCACGCUCAGGAAUCGGGCUCAGCCUCACUGGAGGGUUGAUUGAUUUAGUAUGACAGAAUAAUGUAUUGGAAAGAGAGAGAGAGUGUGAGAGAGGAAAUGACAGAGAAAACUUUGGCUGGAGAUGGACACUUGAAUGUAUAUUAAAUGUUAUGACUUGUGAAAAGAAUGUGUGAUACAAUUGGUAGAUAUAUUUAAUAAUUAAAUAAGUGAAGAAUGAAAGGUUGUAUGAUGUAAUGUUAUACUGAGAAUGGGUGAAACCAAAAGGCUCAUAUUGAUUAAGCUAACACAUUUCAUAUUUAGAUUCCUUUUAAUUAUUUAAGAAAGUUUCUCUGCACUUAUUUUAGUUAUGCUCUGUGGUUGGUUCUUACGUUCAUAAACAAAGGUGCAUUACUCUUAGACUUCAUAUAGGAACGGAACGUUAAUUCUAGUUUCUCUAAUUACUACACAUAAAGAUAUGAUUAGGUUAUAUUUAUAAUGUGAUACGCUACAUUUAAUAAAAUAGUGUCUAAUAA